Messenger RNA from Penaeus indicus, 3726 nucleotides. RefSeq names its product potassium voltage-gated channel subfamily H member 8-like (gene Elk). Gene Ontology annotation, molecular function: voltage-gated potassium channel activity. The transcript has 16 exons. Gene Ontology annotation, biological process: potassium ion transmembrane transport; regulation of membrane potential. NCBI's taxonomy places the organism in Eukaryota, Metazoa, Arthropoda, Malacostraca, Decapoda, Penaeidae. Bases 1 to 3726 code for a protein of 1241 amino acids. The record is from RefSeq and is a predicted model, not a curated record. Gene Ontology annotation, cellular component: plasma membrane.
AUGUCCGGUCACAUCGGAAUUUGCCAUGAAGCCCAUGACCAAACCCACGGGCGUGACGAAUCCCCAAGUGUGAACCUUCCAUCCUCAGUGCAUGACCGAGUUUCGCUGUGCAUGGCUGACCUACCUUACGUCCAAUCGAUGUCCGCCAGAGUUGCAACCAUGGCUAUUACUGCACGGAUGCGAGUGCAUGCAAACAACAGCAACUUCGUCCUCGGAAACGCCCAGGUGCCGUCCCUCUAUCCGAUCGUCUACUGCAGCGAUGGCUUCUGCGAGCUCACCGGCUACGCCCGCGCCCAGAUCAUGCAGAAGGGGUGCGCGUGCAAGUUCCUGUACGGGCCGGAGACGAGCGAGGACAAGGUCAAAGAGAUCGACGUCGCCCUCGAGUCCAAGACGGAGCUCAAGGUCGAGAUCAAGUUUUACAAGAAGAAUGGCAUGUCCUUCUGGUGCCUCCUGGACAUCGUGCCCAUCAAAAAUGAGAAGCGGGAAGUGGUCUUGUAUCUGGCUUCCCACAAGGACGUCACAAAUUCGAAAAUGGAAGAGUUUACCCUCUACAAUGGCUACGAAAACGACGAGAACGAGAACCUGGACCCGGAAGCGCCACCUGCCAACUACGGCCGAAGACGGAGCCGCGCCGUCCUCUACCAGCUAUCCGGACACUACAAGCAGGACAAGAUGAAGAGCAAACUCAAGCUCAAUAAUACCCUCCUGCAACCGCACUCCGCGGGCCCGCUGCCGGAGUACAAGACGGCCAGCAUCCAGAAGUCGCGCUUCAUCCUGACACACUACGGGAUGCUCAAGACCUGCUGGGACCUGGUCAUCCUGCUGGCCACCUUCUACGUCGCCGUCACCGUCCCCUACAACGCGGCUUUCCUCGUCAGCGAGACCCAGCAGGACAAGCCGACGAUCGUGCCUGACGUGGUGGUGGAGGCGUUGUUCUUCGUCGACAUCAUCCUCAACUUCCGCACCACCUUCGUCAACAAGAAGGGCGAGGUGGUGCUGAGUCCCUGCAUGAUCGCGACCCACUACGUCAAGGGCUGGUUCGUGUUGGACCUCGUCGCCGCCAUGCCCUUCGACGUGCUGCUGGCGGCCGACGUCUACAGUGCUCAAACCGCAAACAUCCACCUGUUGAAGCUGACCCGCCUGCUGCGCCUGGCCCGCCUCCUGCAGAAGCUGGACCGCUACUACCAGUACUCGGCGCUCAUCCUCACCUUCCUCAUGCUCUCGUUCACGCUCGUCGCCCAUUGGCUGGCGUGCGUGUGGUAUGCGAUCGCCGAGAAGGAGAUGGAAGUGCAUGAGGAGAAUAUCGGCUGGAUCAACGAGCUGGCCCACCGCCUCGGCCGAAACAACGUCACGACGCUGGAGAAGUACGUGACGGCGCUGUAUUUCACGUGUUCCUCGCUCACGUCCGUCGGCUUCGGCAACGUCUCGGCGAACACUAACUACGAGAAGAUCUUCAGUAUCAUCACGAUGCUUAUAGGAGCUCUCAUGCACGCCACCGUCUUCGGAAACGUGACUUCGAUCAUCCAGCGCAUGUACCUCCGCCGCUCCCUCUACCAGACGAAGUGGCGGGACCUCAAGGACUUCCUCUCCAUCAACCAGAUCCCUAAGGAGCUUCGCCAGAGGAUGCAGGACUAUUUUCAGACCAUGUGGAGCCUCAACCAGGGCAUUGACAUCCAUGAGACCCUGAAGGAAUUCCCUGAGGAGCUUCGUGGCGACAUCUCGAUGCACAUCCACCGUGAGAUCCUGUCCCUUCCGAUUUUCGAGACGGCGAGCCACGGCUGCCUCAAGCUCCUCAGCCUGCACAUUCGCAACAACUUCUGCGCGCCGGGGGAGUACCUGGUGCACAGAGGCGACGCCUUGCAGUACAUCUACUACCUGUGCAACGGCUCCAUGGAGGUCGUGAUGGAUGAUAUGGUGGUCGCCAUCUUGGGCAAAGGUGACCUAGUCGGUAGUGACGUCGAUGUUCAUCUGAGCUCCGGACCAGACACGCCGGUGAAGUCAUCCUGUGACGUCAAAGCCCUGACCUACUGUGACCUCAAAUCCAUCUACAUCGCGGGUCUCCUGGACGUCCUCAAGUUGUACCUCGAGUAUCAGCAGCAAUUCGCCAACGACAUCAAGCACGACCUGACUUACAACCUGCGGGAGGGAUACGAUAGUGAGCAACAGGACAUGGAGAUCGAGUCCGGCAAGAACCUCCUGCCGUCGAUCAGCGAGGACGACGAGGAGCGAGGCAGCGAGGACGAGGACAAGUCUCCGGUGUCGACGUCUCCGCGGUCGCCCCUCCACGCGCGCAACGCCUCAAGGUUCAACUUCAGUGGCCGGAACGACGAGGAGCUGGGCAGUCCUCGCUGGGGCCACCGCAGCCGCGAGAGGACCGCCGGCGGGAUCUCUUCGUCGCGCUCCGCCCUCAAGACGCUCUCGCCGACGCGCCUGCACCACCGCUCCAGCGACGAGCUCAGGGGCGACGAGCAGGCCAAGGUGCAGCUGGAGAAGCUCGACACGCAGGUCACGACGCUCCACACGGACGUCAGCGGCUUGACGCAGGAGGUUCGUUCGGCGAUCCAGAUCCUGCAGGCCAUCAGUCGGCAGAACGUGGGCGGCGGCGACGGCGGCGGCGACGGCGGCCCCAGCGACGGCGCCGGCAACUACUACAACAGCAGCGGGCGGCUGGGCGCCGGGAACGGCUCUGUCGUCAACUACAUGGAGGCGACGCGCAUACUGCCGCUGUGCCGCUCCUCGCCCAGCGUGUUCGUGUCCUGCGGCGACUCCCGCAGCAGCUCGUCGCCCGCCCGCCACCGCUACCGCCACGCCUCCACGCAGACGGACCAGCCGAUCAACGUGCCCGUGGCCGUUCUCGAGGCCUUCGUCCUAGCGCACCGUCCGAGGGUCCUGCAGCUCCUGGGGAUUCAGGAGGUUGCCGAGGAGCCCGCCUCGCCCAGCGCCCCCGGCUGCGGUCCUCUCGGCUCGGCGGUCGCUCCGGCAGGCGGCUCCUCCCCGCCCACGGCCGGCGGUGCCCGCAAGUGCUCCAUCAUCGCCGGCAGCAGCAACAGCAACAGCAGCUCGCGGAGCCUGGAGUCGACCGGCGCCGACGCGGAGAGCCUGGCCGCCGAGGACCCCGCGGACCUGCACUCCGCCUCCGCGCCCAAUCCUUCCAUCACCGUGCAGCGCGCGUCGCCCGCCGGAGACGCCAGGAACAACAACAACAACAAGGCGCCGGGCGCGCAGAUAGAGACGUACCAGCUGACCAACAUCCAGAACUGGAACCCCAACCCGCAGUUCCAGAGAACGGCCAUCUCGGGCUCGCGCAGCAUCGGCAGCCUGAAGGACAUCCUCUCCUCGGCCUCGUCCAAGGCCAAGAGCCAAGCCCACCAGUUCAACAUCCAGGAGAACGACAGCGCCGCCUCGCACAUCCACUGCCACAGCGACCACUCGGACCCCAACAACCCCCUGGUCCACUACGGCUGCGCCUCCGACUGCCCCUCCAAGGACCUCAUGUUCUUCUCGGAGGUCAACCACGCCAUGACGCGCAGCACAUCCAUGCCCGUGGCCAGCUUCAGGUACUCGCCGUACCCUUCCAGCGCCUCCCUGAGUUCGAAGCCGCCGUCCAAGAGAGAGGCGGACGCGGCCGAGAAGGGCGCUGCCCUCGCGGAGACGGUCCUGUUGCCCAACACGACGGUCGAGACGCGGGCCAACAGUAGCAAACCGAGCUACGUGACGGACUUUUAG